AUGUCCGAAGCUUCAAAACAGCCUGCUAAAGUGGGCCCGGCCAGUGCAAUUGCUUCAGCUCGACGUGAUGUCAGUCAACUUAUUGAAGAUCUCAUUAGAGAUCUGGACAGAAAGAUGAGUGAUGGCCAAGAAAAUCAGCCGAAUCCUGGUUCUCCCGGGCACGUCGCAGUUGCAACCGCUGUGCGAGAUAACUCGGCCUUCUCCGACACAUCCGCAGGUUCUGAGCGUGUCGCCACGGCACUUUCACCGACUGCUCAAAUGCAACAAACGCUGGAAAAUGAACGACCACCGGCGAAAGGAACGGCCGCUGCAAGGUCUAGAAGUUCGUCAGUAGAAAGGCCAGCUUUCACUAGGACUGCAUACCAACAACCGUCUUAUAGGCCAAUUAUUCCUGCACCAAACACUGCAGUACUUCAUGGACCGUUUGGUCCAACGAUCAUUUCAGCAGUCCCAGCCUCGAGAUCCAGAGCUGAUCGUAAAAUUGCCCAGCAGCAGAGUGCCAGGACGCCUUUGAGACAAACGUCGACUUUACCGGCUAAUGCUGACAUACUCCAUGGACCAUCGGGUCCCACUGUAGUGAUUGCAUCCGACACUGCCGUUCUGCACGGGCCGUCCGGGAGCUCAAUAAUCUCAACAGCGUCAGCCUCAACUUCCAGAACCAACUCAGCCUCGAAAUCCAAAACCAUUCCAGUCUCGAGAUCCAAAACCAACCCUAAGAGGGCGCGGCGGCAGGCCACUUUGAAACCUUUGAGACAAACGUCGGCCAUUCCAGCAAACGCAAACAUACUUCAUGGACCAUCAGGUCCUACUGUGAUAGUGGCAUCCAACACGGCGGUACUGCACGGACCGUCCGGGCCAUCAAUUAUAUCGACGGCAGCAGCGAGCUCAACAACUAGGGCACGGGUUGGUGAGGACAAAACGGCAAAAACUGUAAGCGAAAUCAGAUCAAGACAAAGUGAAGCAAAGUUGCGCCAAUCUUCGACCUCGCCAGGACAGGCAGCGCUUUCCACUAGAACGGCACUUAAUACGGAUUUCUUUUCGCCAACAUCAGCAUCCGGAAGUAGACCCCUCACCGCCGUCGACAAAGAUAGUUGGAAUCUAGCCCGAAAUGCUAGCAGCGAUACCGCAGCAUCACCGCGACUGGCAACAGCUCGAAGUCAAUCAACCAAAACCGCACUGCUAGCGUCAGGUGGAUCCUCAGCCUCACCUAUGUCACCGAUUCCUAAUACGGCAAGAUUGCCGUCAUCUAGCGAUGUGUUUGCAGAGCUGUCGGACGAGAAGAAAUCGCAAGAAGUCGGAAUCGACGAGUUUCUUCAUAAGCCUGCAAGUGACCAACAAAAGCAGUCCGCAUCAUCUCCAUCCCAUUCAGGAGCAACUCCACAUUCUAAAAGAAAGGAAGUGGUCUCUCUUCAAAGCUUAUGGCUGCUAGAUUCCGCUCAGCAGCCCCAAGAUCAAGAUACUUUCCAAACUGCACGAGCAAGGACACCUCUGGAUGCACGUGCCAGAGCAGGAUCAGGACCACCAACCUAUCAGUCCCAAUCUCCUCUGCGCACAGCCAUCAAAGAUUCGAUGUCACCAACUCCAGGUGUGACAACUGCAGCAGAAAUUCCAAUGUCACCGACACCCGGAGUAAACACAGCUAUCGAAGACAGCACUCGGACAGCUCUACCGAACUUUACUCCGACGUCGGGUGUCUACACAGCCCGCAGCAUCGACAGGACAGCCCUGGUGUUUGCUGACCCUAUGUCUUUGCGAUUCCACGAUCCUCCGUUUAUGAAGAAGGUCCCAGCUAAUAAGAAAUCCAAACCUGAGUUUCAGGAAGCGAGAGCAGAGGACCUACUGGCAGAAUUGUGCAGGCUUUAUCAACAAAACCAACAUCAGCAAGUGGCUCCACCUAUUUCGCCGUAUAGUUCUACAAGUUCUAGUGGUCCCGAUACACCAGAAGUUCGCACGGCGAGGGCCAUUGCUCGUCGACGUGGUUUGUUCGGGCCCCCAAGCCAGUUAUCACAGCCUUCAGGAGGAGUUCGACUUGGCAGGUUGAACCGGCCUGGCGUUAGCACUUCAUCGAGUGCUGAAAGCGGUAAUCGAUUUCGAUCUGGUAUGUUCGGUCAGCCCAGUCAAAUUGGGACAACCUCAGAUACAACCUCGUCAGCUGGAAUUCGGGUGACCUUCCCAGAGCGUUCGCUGGACAGUGCAGGUGUUACUGGCACCCCUGCACAAAACACUCCGAGCGGCUUCACUUCAUCACAGCAAAGUCGUUUGCCUGUACUCGUGAGAGAAACGACUACCCCUGGACUACAACGUUCUACUUCAUCUCAACUGACGGACACAUCAAUGGGUACUGCAAUUCUUGGCAGCGCUAGCGAUGGAACUGCAAGACAGUUUACGACGGAUGGCAGUUUUCCUUCAAGGAGCUUAUCCAGUGAAGGAAGUAGGCCCGACAGCACUGGGUCGGAACUUCUUGGAAGUGGUCCUCAGUCCCGUUCGAAAAAAAUAAGACCGAAAAGAAGGAUUCUUCGCCGGCCAGAUACUCGAGUGACUUACUACGGUGGCAUGAGGAAGCCCAAGAGGAUUAACAAAAUCGGCGGCGUGAAUACUGAUCUAGCAGAGGCGAUUGCCAAAGUCACCCAACAAGAAUUGGAGUCUGGUAAUAUAGUCAUUCAUGAGCAGAAUCCGGACGGCACAUUCAAGUUGGAACUUCAUCUUUCAUGUCGCACCACAUCACCAAGGGGACAUCUGAAUAUCAGUGGGCAUGCACCUGUCGGUUUGCGUCCGAAAAAGGUUAUGAUCAAUGGAAAAGAAGUCUGGGUUGAAAAUUAG
Molecule: messenger RNA, 2820 nt
Organism: Haemonchus placei
Lineage: Eukaryota; Metazoa; Nematoda; Chromadorea; Rhabditida; Trichostrongylidae
Source: the annotation of a GenBank genome assembly